AAAGAAAAAAUACGUGAAGUGAACCUGAUUUGUGAAUCUGAAUCAGGGGAGUACAUGAAUCUUAGUUUUAGAAGGAAUAAAAGUGUGUAAUUACUUAACUACUGACUUUAAAUUUCAUUCUUAUCCAGUUUUAAAUAAAAAUAAAACAAACAGUCGAAUGACAACAAACAAGUAAUAAUUUUAUAAAAACUUAGAAUAAAAGCUGCUAUAGCUUAUUCAAUAACCAAACCAAAAUGAAAGUCGAUACAAAUCGGCUUAAGAAAGGCACUUCGGAGCUAACUCCGGAGUGUCGCCAACUAAUAGAGGACAUGAAUUCGCGAAAGACACGAAAAGAGCUCUUGGAAUAUUUGGAGAAGCUCCGUGGCUGGGUUUAUGGAAAGUGUGAACUCUAUCACUGGAUUGAGCUUUUAGAUCGUUUUGAUGACAUCUUGGCAGAAGCUGCAAAAGAAAAUCCAGAAAACGAAUUUGCUUUGUAUUGUGACACAAAUUAUACACCAUCGGAUGUUCGGCUUUUGCUUUAUGUAAUAAAUUUUACAACCCUCUUGAUAGAACAUUCAUUUUCAAGACAUUUGUAUAAUUCUAUUGAACACUUGACUCAAUUACUUUCAUCAACAAACAUGGACAUAGUCAUGUGUGUCUUAAAUCUUUUAUAUAUGUUCUCCAAACGGAGCAACUUUAUACCGAGGUUGAAUAGCACAAAAAAAGUGUCCCUGCUUAAUAAACUUUUUAACUUUGCUGAGAGCUGGGGAGGAAAGGAAAACGGAUUUUCACUUGCGCAAUGCUGUAAAAAAGAUGCCCGACUUCCGCGGUCAUCAUCAACACUGUAUUUUGAAUACUAUAAUGCUGGAGGGCAAUUGGAUUUUAUAGAAGUUCCUGGCCUUGAUAAAAUCAAAGAAUCACCCGCCUCCAUGGCAAAAAUAGUUUGCGAUAAAAUUCCACACUUGGGAGAUGAUCAAAGGAUGCACAUUCUAACUAGAAUCCGCUUGGCAGCAACUUUCCAUAACUAUCGCAUGAGAUUACAAUUUGUCCAAGCACGCUUACAAGCAAUUUCGGUGUUGGUGUAUUCAAAUGCAAUACUGGACAAUAUUCAUAAUUUACUAUAUCCUGGAUUUUUGGAGGAAUUGGUUGAGCUUUUGGAAGUAAAAGACAUUCAUUUGGUAGAAAUAAGAGCUGCUGCUUUAAGAACAUUGACGUCAAUCAUUCAUUUGGACAGAAAUCCACAUUUUCCAAAGAAACCUGGAUCUCGUUUGUCAAAAAUUAUAGAGGUUACAGGAGCAGCGCUGUACCAUGGAUUCUUACCCACGCUAGUACGUGCUUGCAUUAAUCACCUAAUAUCCAUUCAAGCAAAGGAAACCGAUCUUGUUGCAUCUUACUCAGUAAUGCAUCAAUAUACCUUUGCUUACGAAAAUACCAAUAUAACCGAAUUCGACAUAUUCAAGCAAACUAAUCUGUUUCCACUAUCACUGGCCACAGCAUUAUUUAGUUUCCUUUACCAUUUGGCCUCGUAUGAAGCUGGAGGCGAGGCUCUGGUGGCUUGUGGUAUGAUGGAAUCCUUACUACGUGUUAUCAAUUGGCCGGGGGCUGAUCUGGAGCAUAUAACCUUUGUGACAAGAGCAGUACGAGUCAUUGACUUGAUUACCAAUAUUGAUAUGCACACGUUUCACAGUAACAACGGAUUGGGAGCAUUUAUUCAGCGACUUGAAACUGAAGUUCAUCACUGUCGUCAAGACCAACAAGAUGGCAAAAAGAAGAGAAGGAGGAGGACAGCUGAAAUUGAUUAUACAAAUAAACAUGACAUCAAAAGUCCCAUUCGUGAGGGUGAAGAAGAUUCCGAUAUGACCGAUGCCGAAGGUAUAAAUUUAGAAUUCGAACACGAAAGAGACAAGGACGAAAACGAAGAUAGCAAUAUUUCAUCAGAAAGCGAUACAAAAUCCCUGCACUACAAUGAGCCGGGUUCCUCUUCUUCGAAUGCAAGCACUUCUGGUUCGAAAAGAGAAACUGAUUCCAAUGAAAAGGAUAAAAAGAUGGCAUGUGUAACACAACGAGCUGCUCUUCUGAAAUCAAUGCUUAACUUCUUGAAAAAGAGCAUUCAAGAUAGUGCAUAUAAUAGUGGCAUGAGAAAUGUAAUGGAAAGCAGCUUGCCACGUUCCUUGCGCAACAUAAUCAGCAAUGCUGACUAUUAUGGUCCCUCAUUAUUUCUGCUUGCAACAGAUGUAGUUACAGUCUAUGUUUUCCAGGAACCGUCUCUGUUGUGCACAUUGCAAGACAGUGGUCUAACAGAUAUAGUUUUGCGUUCACUUUUACGUAAGGAAGUUCCAGCUACGAGAGAAGUGUUAGGCUCACUCCCGAAUGUAUUUUCUGCACUGUGCUUGAAUGCGCGCGGCUUAGAAGAGUUCUCUUCUUAUCAUCCAUUUGAUAGACUCUUUCAAGUCUUACUUUCGCCAGACUACUUGAUAGCAAUGCGUAGACGUCGCAGCUCAGAUCCUUUAGGUGACACGGCAACGAAUUUGGGCAAUGCCAUGGAUGAUCUAAUCAAGCACCACCCAAGCUUGCGUACCGAUGCCACCAAGUCCAUAAUAAAACUUUUGACCGAACUUGUUCGUAUUGGAAGUGACCCUCACUUCAUUUGCUGGCGAGCAAAUAAUAACAAUGCCAAAUCUGACACUGGUUCAGCAUCACAGUCGAGUGCAGCUCGGAAUUCCAACAAGGACAAUGGGAACGGAAGUAGUGGCGAAGACGACGACGACGAGGAAAUUUCAUCAGCCUCUCAACAGAGGAGUUCAAAUAGAAACGAAAACGCUGCCUCCAGCUCAAGAGCAUCCUUUACCCAAAGUGCAACAUACCAGCAUUCUGGCAAUACCCCCGAGGAGCGUGAGCCUGUUCCAUUGAUUGAUUAUAUCUUAAAUGUAAUGAAGUUUCUCGAUGCCAUUAUCAGUAAUGGUACUAAUGGAGAACACUGCCGAGAAUUCGUUAGCCUUGGUGGACUGCAGCCGCUGCUCUCAAUAUUGUCACUGCCCAAUUUGCCAGUUGACUCUCCGGUCACAACAACAGCCCAAGCAGUUGCAACAGUUUGCAAAUCCGUUUUGAAUCUAGCCCACGAAACAAAAGUAAUUGAAGUAGCAAUCGAACAACUUUCACAAGUUGUUGAAAAACUCAAUCCUCUAGUUGUCCAUAUGAAUUCUCCAGAAAAAAGUAUCCUCCUUAAGGAGUUGACUAAUUGUCCGAGAAUGGAAGCUGGAUUUUCCAACGCUGAUUACACCCCACUGUUGCAUGCAAUGAGCGCAGUCCAUGGAUAUGUUGUAAUGCUAGUUCACAUCUGUCGCAGUAGCCAGAAUGAUGUUCGUAUGCUUCUACUGCGCAAAUGGGGAAUCGAUUGUGCCAGAGGCAAAAAGCUCCUGCAAAGCUUGGUUCAACUGUAUACAUCUUUGGUUUGGGAGAGUACUAUUUUGCUAGGAAUGUGCUCAGAAGAUAAUGCAAAUGCAGCAAAAGGCGCCGACUUCAAUAAUUAUGAAGAGAUAAAUCGAAUUCAAACAGAACUCAGAAGAGAUACCGUUGAUAUUAAUGAAGAGUCUUCAGAGCAAACUCCUCCACAAGUCUCAACCCCAUCAUCCUCAGCGACCACUACAUCUGCAAGUGAAAGUGUUUCAACAUUCGCAACAACCUCAACGGUUGCGAGCGAAACAAUUACCCAACAAUCUUCAGAGGCCAGAGUUGAUAUGGACAUCGAUGAUGAUGUUAUAUGUUUGACUCCAUUCCCAUCAUCGUCCAAUGCAAUGGGAGUAAGUGAUGUUACAAUUCAAUCUACGGUUGCAGGGAACGAUGAGGCAAUCUCAAUUGACUCGACCACAUCGUCUUCAGAUUCAGUAGUUUAUGUUCCAAAUCGUGUUGACGCAGGAAAGGAAGAAUCUGAAACUAAAUGCUCAUCCGAUCAAGGUAUUGGCGAGAAGAUAGACGGCGACACAAAAAGACGUGAAAAGGGAGCUCCUGGACAAUUGCGCUAUAUCAAAGCCCUACUGGCGGCAUCUUCGAGGCUCGGACGAGCAUUAGCUGAAUUGUUUGGUAAUUUGGUAAAGCUUUGUGUUGGCACACCUGGUCGCCAACGACGCACAAACGAACUCCUAUCUACUGCCAACUUCCCAUGCACAGAAGCAGGAGACAUCGCGAGAGUGUUAAGUUACAUACUAGUUAAUGGCUUUUGUUAUGAGAAGAUAGUCUCUCCAAGUGUUCCAAAGCUUAAGUUGACUUUCUUGAUUUGUUCAGUUGGAUUCACUGGGCCCAUGCUCUUUGAUGAAAAACGCUACGCAUUCCAUUUAAUGCUGUCUCAGUUUUGUGAGGAAGGAGGCCUUGAGGCCUUCUUUGAUAUGUUCAAAUGGGCACUCUCCUAUGGCUGCGCUGACGAAGAGAAGGAAAACUUUAUCAAAGGCAAUGAGUACGCAGAAGGUACUGGCGAAUUCUUAGACGCAUGGUUGUUACUGCUUGAAAAAAUGGUAAAUCCUCGAGCAAUUUUCGAAUCUCCGCAUUAUAUAACUUCGCGGCCCACAUCUGGACCAGCAGGCCAACUACUUGAAUUCGAACCAGUCUUCUACAUGGUGAAGGUUCAUUCAUUAGCUUUGAACGCACUCUCCGAUAUUUGGGAUAAGAAACCACUUCCCAAUUAUGGCAUUCGGAUGGCUGAGUCUAUAAUGGCUAUCAUGAAGCAUAUACUUAAAAAUGAAACGAUGCUUCGUGAGAAGUACCAAAAGCGAAAAGAAGAAAUUAAGAAGGUCGAAGAAGAAGGCGAAGCACGAAAGGUUUACAGAGAUUCUGUUAAAAAAUCUGUAAAUUUGAAUCAUUUGAAGUUAUUCAUGGACAUGGGAUUCUCUGAAGUGCACGUAAGCGAGGCUCUCGCUGUCACAAAUUCAGUAGAGCAGGCAACUGAUUUCCUAUUAAAUCGACCUGAAUCAAGCGGAAAUGCUUCUGCAACUGCAAUGUCACGAUUAUUGAGUUUUGAGCAAGAAUUGGACGACGAUGAUGAUGAUGACAAUGAUGAAGAAGGCGCGGACAAUAGUGAAAUAGAAGUUCAGAGUCAGGACAAACCCGCAAACGUUGACAAACCCACAUCUGUGUCAGAUACAGAAGCAUCACAACCUGCUCCACAGGUAGCGGAACCUGAAUCGAAGAACAAAACAACUUGGAAAUCAGUGCAGUUACCCGAUGCAGUUGCAAUUGAUAACUUUUGUAGAGAAGCCUUGAAGAAAACGUUCAACACAAUGGACCAGCUACCAGAAACUGUAACUUCUGGCGCUGACCUGUUGGCUGUUCUCUAUAGACGUCACACUCCAGAUAUGAAACAAAAAUUCUUGUUAACUUUAGUUCAGAAUAUUACAGAUUGGGCGGAGAAAAUGUUGCACAAUCUUAAAGCUCGUGAUGCUUUGAAUUCUAGCAAACGUGAAGAAAUACUUAUAGGUCGCUAUGGAAUAAAACUAUAUAUAAGGCUUAAGGUUGGUUGUCUGCUUCUUGACGAUAUCUACAGGGAUAUGCGUAAAACCUUUUGCAUGGCCAUUCGACAUGAAAAGUCACUGAGCACUCUAAUAAUGUUGUUGCACAAAAUUGAAUCGAUCUUACAAGAACACAUUGCGUUGGGGGCACCUCCGAUUACCCCCCGAUGGUUGCAACAUUUGAUUGAAUUCAUUGAUUCUAUUGACAAUGCUUGCCACAUAAUGCAGCGGAAAACAAAUAUGCUCGCAGUGACAACAAAAACAUGGAAAUGGUUCGAUUCUCCCGCUGGCAAAUGGAAUGCAUAUUCAAGUUCCAACAACGAAAUCAUUCACAAAGCAUUUGUGGCCGGAGAGCGAUCAGUACGCAUCACAUGCGGUCGACAAAAAUACACAAUUAAUUUUAACUGCAUGUCCCAAGUAAAUGAAGCCACUGGCAACCAUAGACCGAUUAUAUUGGGACUUAAAGUCAACGAAGUCACUGAUGGAAGCUCAAAAAUAGAAUCUUCUAUCAUAACAUCGGAAACUUCUUCUGACUCCGAUUCCGGAGAUCAAUCAGAGGCCGCCGAUCAAAGUGCUGUGAACACACGGUCGGCAGGUUCCCAGGCAGCAGCCGACAUUCCCCAAUCCCGAUCCUCAUCGGAUGGUGGAAGUAUUGAUUCCAUUGCUGUUGGUAAUACCGAAUCGAGUGUAUCUGGAUUGUUUGAAAUCGAUGACGACAGCAAGCUUGAAGGGGACAUCGGUGAAGGAUUGGAAUCUGGUUUGAAUAGAAUAGUUCUUCAUGAGGAGCCAACUGGUUUACAACAGUACGAUACAGGAGCUAUAGUGAGUUGUCUAGCGCGUUUGAUGCGUCCCAAGUUAGCCAUUGAUUUGGAUACAAUAAAUUCAAUUUUGAAACUAUGUGUAAAGCUUACAAAAGAUGCAGAGAGUGCAAAAGUGUUUGCAAACAAUGGUGGCAUUAAUCUCUUAUUGAGUAUGCGUCAAAUGUGCGGCUACAUGGGAUUCCCCACGUAUGCCAUUUUACUGAUCCGACACGUUCUUGAAGAACCUCAAACUCUGCUUGCGACUAUGGAACGAGUUAUUGCAUCUCGUACUAUGUCAGUGAUUCCAAGCAAUCAUCGGGACUUAAUUUUUGUCCUGCGUCAAAUGAGCUCAGCUGUUUCACGUGAUCCAAAGACUUUCAUGCGUGCCGCCUCCAAUGUUCUUCGCUUAGACAACAUCAUGAAGGGCAAAUCAAAUUGCUAUGACGAUACUCGACUUAUAGUCAAGGCAUCAACAAUUGUUAGAAAAACGACAGCGCCAACACCAUCUUCGAAUGUUGACGACAAUGUGGCAAGUUGCAGUAACUCGCACUCAAGCGAAAAUGAUAUAUCAACAAGCGUCAUCAAGGACUUACUAAAGGCUCUCCUCUUGCCAUGCAUUCAUUUCCCACCACCGGCAGCAGCGAGAACAGCGUACAAAGAAAAAACACCAUUGACUUUUGGGGGAAUUACAUCUGCACCGAAAGCAUCAACUUCAGCAACAGAUGCAGGCUCCUUUGAAAAAACUCAAGCCGAUGACAGCCAAAGUGACCAAUGCUGUGGAUGGCAUGUUCCGAGCAGUAGUCAUUUGCAUGAUAAGCCCCUACUAACCAGGUCAACUAUUUUAAAAAUUCUUGCCGAUGCAGUUCGAUCCUACCAGACAUUUGCUCCCAAAUUGAUCACCGAACAUAUGUACUACGCCAAAGAUAGUGUUCUCAUAAAACAAGAUCAGUCGGCGCUAUCAUUUAUUCUUGACAAUUUUUUGCCUCUCAAAGAGAACUGUCAAGAUCGUGAGGUGAGCACAAUGGCUCGUGUUCUGAUAACAUCACUCUCAGACUGUGUCGACCAACUUUCAGUUCAGAACACCGUAAUAACUGAGGUCAAGGCUGCAAUAAGACGAGCUCUUAUAUUACCAGAAUGUUCGGACAAGCACAUGCGCUUACAAGUGUUUGUGGGGCUCUUGCCAACAAUGAUCGAUAAUCCGAUGCCGCUGAAUAAAAUAACACCGCAUCGAAAUGAAAUUCUUUUGAUACUCUUGCGCAAAGGAAUAAUGACAGAUUUGUCGAAAAUGAUUUUACAUCUUGAUCUUUCCAAUCCAAACUCUGUCACAACACUAAAUGCUGUCCUCAAACCAAUGGAAACACUCCUAAGACUUACCAUCUCUCCUGGAUUGUCAGCAAAGAAAAAGACAUCCCAGUUACAAUGUGAUCGGCGCAGCCGUGAUCAGCUUUUAAAUGCCGCACAGGGUUCGGGCAGUGGAACCACCACCAUACAUACAUUAUCAAGACGAUCAACCAAUGAUUUAGAUGCAGAUCAUAUAAUCCUAGAUGUGAUGGCCGAUCGUCCACGAGCUUCUGGUUUCUUUUUCUCUGGCGAUUCCAGAACAAGCGAACAGUUCAAUAAUAUGUUCGAUGGUAUUCUGGGAAAUGAUACAGAAUAUUUUAAUGAUGGAGUAUUUCGACAUCUUAAUGUAGGCUUGAAUGAUACAGAAAGCCCAAAUGCUGAUGUCGCUUUCGAGACGAGCAGUGAAUCAAGUGAUUCGGAAUCGAAUGCAUCUGAAGACAACGAUGAAAGAGAUGGUGAUGAUGAUGAUGGAAAUGAAGAACAUGGAGAAGAACGCAGUGAAGCUGAUGCAGAUGAAGAAACCAGACAGUUUAUUGAAAUUUUUGACCAUGCCUAUGCUCCAGAUCAGCCGAGAGCUUCUACAAGUGAUCGUCGUUUAGACGGAGUUCCUAUAAUUCGUUAUACAGUUUCAUCUAAUUUGAAUCCAUCAGGAUCUGGAACGAGUAGUGGGGCAUCAACCAGCGGCGCCGGUAGUGGUAGCAACCUUGACAAUUUAGUUCUAGUGCACCAAACUCGGCAACGCAACACCAACGCCAGUGUUUUGAGCCGUUCGUUCAAUCCCAUUCAUCAACAACAACUACCAAGCAUUAACAUUGGCAUCGUUCGUUCUUCGCCAGCCACUGGUCCAAGUACAAGUGCUAGAAAUAAUAACAGCAUUGACGAUGAUCUAAUUGCACGUUUUAAUUACUAUAUUCAUCAUGGACAAUCAUUGUCGAGUGGAACUGGGACGGCUUCUAUUCCAGUUCCCAGCAGUAUGAGUAAUCAACUAGGUGGCGGUGGUGCUUUGGGAUCAUCUGGUGGCGUUCAGUUUGGCACUAAUGCCACUGUUGGUGCUGAAGAUGCAAGUGAAGGACGCGUUCCCAGCUCAAAUAAUAGACUGCAACGCGAUUCUCGAAGAUUGCUGUUAGUUGAUCAACAGUACUGUACAUCUCAUUCAUUUAACAAUUCCGAUGAGAAUCAAAAUGAACUUUUCAAUCAAGAUGCACUUCAUUGGUGGCUGGAGGAAGCCAAACAUUUGGAUAUGGAAUCCCAACCAGAUAUUUGUUUAACAGUUGCUCAUCAGUUAAUACCCGUAUUGCAAGAAUUGCGCGCUAAAACAAAGAGGCGCAAGAGGAAAACAGCGUCUGUGAUAGCUCAAGCAGGAUCAACUGAUGAAUCUGCAAAGGUUCAAGGACAAGAAUCAACUGAAAUUAGUACACCAAGUGCUAAUGUAACUACACCAGCCGUCCCAAGCAAUACAUCACCUAGUAGCAGACGGAGUGCAAUUCCCAUUUUACUCCCAAGAAAUUCAGAUGCACGUGAUGCAAAUUCGUCGUCUGAUAUUGUUGAUCCUAUAAUUGAAUUCAAUUCACUAAAUGACGAAGAAAUUGAUAACCAAGACCUUGAUACAAAUGGUGGAAACACACAAGAAAAUUCAAGUGUUAAUCUAUCGCCCGUUACUAGCCGUGAUGCAACAAGAGAACCAGACGUUGUUGAAAGUGGUGAUGAUUCUAACUCAGAAGGUGAACCUCUUACACCCCAAGAUGCUUCAAACCAAUCUGAUUCUCAAGCAAACCAAAGUUUAGCUACAAACUUACACCAACGAAUAACCACGGAAAUGGCUGUGGCUGCAUUAGCUGAAGCCGCAUUGGUGCCAUUGCCAGACGAUGAUGAAGAAGAAGAUGAGGAUGACGAUGAAGAGGAGGAAGCUGAAGCGGAGGAACGCCAAGAAAUUGAUAAUGACGACAAUGACGAUGAGAACGAGGAUGAAGGAGAAGAUGAAGAGCUUAAUGUAGAAGAUGUUAUAAUGGACUUUGAUGAUGAAAUCCAGAAUGUCUUAUCACAGUUCUCGGCGCCAACACAUCCUCAGGAAUUGUCUAGUUCGAUAGGUAUGACAGGAGCUUCUCAAAGUGCUACAACAAGCUCAUAUCAAUCAGAUCGUAAUACUGAAGGCAAUUCAGAAGCAUCAGAGACAACAACUUCAUCGUCUCUAUUGAAUGUAACUCUUGGAACUUUGCCAACAACGUCUUCAAAUGUUGCCAAUACACCACCUUCUACAACUGAUAACUUGUCCUCAAGUUCUUUACCAAUCGACGCCGAAGGUUCACCUCCGUCUGGCACAGCAUCUGCCGCAACUGACGAAAUGAGUCCAGAAGUUCGUCAGGUACUUGGUGAUCUUCAAAUACCUGAAGGCGUUGAUCCAUCAUUUUUGGCUGCUCUGCCAAGCGAAAUGCGUGAAGAAGUUAUUCAAGAACAUUUACGUGCACAACGAAACCGUCAAAGAGCCCAACAGAAUGCAAUUGAAACCGAACAUGAAUCCUUAAUUGAAGUGAAUCCUGAUUUUCUGGCUGCACUGCCUCCAAGCAUUCAAGCCGAGGUAUUGUCACAACAACGUAUUGAACAACAAAGACAAGCAGCGCAAACUGCUAAUCCGAAUGAUCCCGUAGAUGCGGCAGCAUUUUUCCAAAAUUUGCAACCAUCUCUCAGGCAAGCGAUUUUGACUGAUAUGGAAGACUCUCAGAUCGCAAGUUUGCCACCUGAUUUAGUAGCUGAAGCGCAAAAUCUAAGGCGUGAUUGGGAACACCGCAAUCGCCAAACUCUGCAUGAGCGCUUAGUUACUCAUUCCCAAGCCAACUCAACUCCAGCUAUUGGUGGAACAGCAUAUAUUCCACCAAGAAUCCCAUCCAUCCAAAACCUACGAGGUCGUCCGAGCUGGCACACAAAUUCCGUCUGGUACAAUUCUCACUCAUCCUCAUCUAACGGCCCUGGCGAUGCAAGUUUCCAAAAGCUCCAGGGUAAACCAGUUGCGUUGGCUUUGAUGGAAACCGAAGGAAGUCUCCUCGAUGUAGACGCCUUGUCUGCAUUGCUUUUAAUGUUGUUCAUUGACGAUGCAAAAUUCAACAUACUUCGACUGCAUCGUGUAAUUCGUCAUUUAUGCUAUAACAGUGGGACAAGAGAGUGGAUAAUUGAUUCGUUGAUUUCCAUCAUUAAAAUGGCUGAUAAAACCGAUAUCACGAGAACAGAUGGUAAGCUCAUCAGUAGACCACAAUACCUGACGUUAAGAGUUGAUGCAGCUCUCGGCUAUCGCUCCAGCGUUUUUCUAAUUAAACGUGGUAUUGAACAAAUCUGUAAGGAAACAUCCUAUUGCGGAACGGAAGGUAAUGCCAUUCGAAUUCAUCCCCAGGCAGCACAAAUGGUGUGCCGAAACUCGCUUGAUCUUUUGAUAACGUUGGCUCGAUACUUCCCAAGAGACUUUGUACCAUUUAGAGAAAUAGAAAAUAUCACAGAAAAAACCGACACGAUAGAUUCAAAAUUGAGGGGAGAAAAGGAUGGACAAAUUAGUACCCAAAACCCGUCGACUAAUCAAAGCUUGAGUUCAGCUGCCGGUGUUUGGUGUACUAACAUUGCGAAGAAACCAAAAAUUUCUCAUUCACCGUCACCCACUGUGCCCAAAGAGGAAGAAUCAAAAGUAGCAAGUACAUCAACGGCCGCAGGUGUAAAGAAGAAAACUCCAUCAGUAUUUGACGUGCUUCUUAAGUUGGAUUGCUCGACUCGACCUUUCCAAGCGAACAAUAGCUCCAAAGAAGCAUUCUUUGUUCUUAAUCCACUGCCUCACAGAGCAAAAUUGGACUUUUUAUCGUUUGAAGACUCUCCGUUUGCACAAUUGAUGUCACUUCUCCCAACGAGUGUAGUCAAAAGGUCUCAACAACUUACUGAUAAACUUGUUCGUCUGCUCGCUUCAUUGGGAGUUGAGCUUCCGAAAGAAGACAAAGUAACCCCUGUGGCAAUAGACGAUGAAAUAGUUGAAACUGUUGACACUGAGACACCCAAAGCAUAUCUUGCAAGUGAAACGCCAGUGGUGCCUGUGGCGAAACCUCACGUUAUAGAUGUCCAUGACAGUGACAGUGAGCCCGACGCCAUUCCCUGCAGCGAUGAAGAUUCUGAAAGCGAAAGCUACAAACCUUGCAAGAAAUAUGCUAAGAAAGCUCGACCGACUUUACUUUACCCAAGCAGAAUUCAGCAACUUAAAAUUGCAAUUGAAGUUCUAACAACAAAGAGUUGCUCUGAAGAGGGCCUGGAAUAUGUCACCGAAUUAAUAGUUCACUUAAGUCAGUGCUCAGCUAAGGCCAAUGAGAUUGUCGUUCAACUAUUAAUCCAAGGGGUAAUGGGCUUAGCAGAAUUGGUGCGCAUGCAAAUAUUAAGUCUCAUGAAGGAAGUCAAGGAAAAUAAUCUCAAGACAAACAAUGAAAGUGAUUCUUCUGCUGCAAGCAAAAACCAGUCGAAAAUGGGUCGUGGUGGAAUAAUAAACGAUCGGUUUACGGCUGCUCAAGUAGUGAUCUCAGCUCCAACUAAAUCGAAACCUACUUGUGAGCUACAAUUGCCCAGCAUGAGUCCAUUAUUGACAAAAUCCUCUUCGCAAACAUUCUUCUUACGAACGCUUAAAGUUUUCAUGCAAGUUCGGGAUUUAGUUGAUUACAAAACUUUGCAAACAGUUACAAAAAUAGAACCACUGAGUGAGAUCAUUUGCCUGAAUGAACUGUGGGAUACUCUGAGCGAGUGUUUGGUGCAUUUGGAACAGACAAACGAUCAACAUGCAGUUCUCAUUCUACAACCGGCAGUUGAGGCGUUCUUUUUGAUUCAUGCUUCGAAGAAGAAACAGGCUACCAAAACAGUUCGGCCAGGCAAUCAUCGUUCGGACACAUUUACAAUUACCAGACGUCCAAUUGGCGGCUCUUCGACAGCAUCCCCGGCAAUUCCGAAUACUCUCGAUUUUACAAUUAAUGAGAGGAUGCCACAGCGCAAUGCCCCAAGCAGAGCUAGCGUUGGCGAGUCUACCGAACAAGAAAAUAGUGAUUCUGCAACGGUGGAAGACAGUGAUACAGCAUCUCUAACUGCCGCUAGCAGCUCAAGUAAAAGCACCGACACUGCUCCAUCAACAUCUGGCGCAGCAACUGCCGCAGCUAAAGAAGCUGAAAUACAACGACGUGAUCAAAAGAAAUUCCUUGAAUUUGCCGAAAAACAUCGCACAGUUCUCAACCAAAUUCUGCGCCAAUCAGCUACGCACCUUUCGGACGGUCCAUUUUCGGUGCUGGUCGAUCAUACUCGCAUUUUAGAUUUUGACGUGAAGAGGAAGUACUUCCGAACGGAGUUAGAACGAAUGGAUGAGGGAGUUCGACGUGAAGAGCUGACCGUCAAUGUAAGGCGUGUAACAGUUUUUGAAGACUCAUUCAGAGAGUUGUACAGACGUGGCCCAGAGGAAUGGAAAAACCGUUUCUAUAUAGUGUUCGAAGACGAGGAGGGUCAGGAUGCAGGUGGUCUGCUUCGAGAAUGGUACGUGAUUAUCUCGAGGGAAAUCUUUAACCCGAUGUACGCUCUGUUUUGCGUUUCGCCUGGUGACCGAGUGACUUAUAUGAUAAAUCCAUCCAGUCAUGCAAACCCCAAUCAUUUAUGCUACUUUAAGUUUGUUGGGCGUGUCAUUGCCAAAGCAAUACACGACAAUAAACUUCUUGAGUGUUACUUCACACGUUCAUUUUACAAACAUAUUCUUGGAAUCCAAGUCAAAUACACGGACAUGGAGUCACAGGACUAUGAAUUUUAUAAGGGUCUUGCAUACCUUAUGAGCAAUGACAUUUCUUCGCUUGGCUAUGAUCUAACAUUUUCAACAGAAGUACAAGAAUUUGGAGUCACACAGAUUCGUGAUCUUGUACCGAACGGAAGAAAUAUAACAGUAACUGAAAAGAAUAAAUUUGAUUAUAUUCGUUUGGUUUGUCAGCUCAAAAUGAGUGGAUCUAUUCGUCAGCAGUUGAAUGCAUUUUUAGAAGGGUUCUAUGAUAUAAUACCGAAACGGUUGAUAUCGAUUUUCAAUGAGCAGGAAUUGGAACUGCUUAUAUCGGGUCUCCCAAAUGUUGACAUAGAAGACUUGAAGCAAAACACCGAAUACCAUAAGUACAAUUCGAAGUCACCACAGAUUCAAUGGUUUUGGAGAGCAUUACGGAGUUUUGAUCAAGCUGAUCGCGCAAAAUUCUUGCAGUUUGUUACUGGAACAUCCAAAGUUCCUUUACAGGGUUUUUCAGCCCUCGAAGGCAUGAAUGGAAUACAAAAGUUCCAAAUCCAUAGAGAUGAUAGAUCAACUGAUCGGUUGCCCUGUGCUCAUACAUGUUUCAAUCAACUGGAUCUGCCACUUUAUAAAUCAUUCGAAAAAUUGCGGACAUGUUUAACGAAAGCAAUUCAUGAAUGUUCUGAAGGAUUUGGAUUCGCUUAAUCAGAUGAUUUCUUGAAAACUUAUUACAUAUAUUAUACAAACAAAAAAUUAUUUUACAUUUAAACAUAUUAACGGAAAUUAAAUAAACUACAAUAUUCUUAUCAAAAUAAAUGAAUGUACUAAAAGA
This is a messenger RNA of Eupeodes corollae, 14205 nucleotides long. It is a transcript of the gene HUWE1, whose product is annotated as E3 ubiquitin-protein ligase HUWE1. Gene Ontology annotation, cellular component: nucleus. NCBI's taxonomy places the organism in Eukaryota, Metazoa, Arthropoda, Insecta, Diptera, Syrphidae. The coding region runs from base 234 to 14078 and encodes 4614 amino acids. Gene Ontology annotation, molecular function: ubiquitin-protein transferase activity; protein binding. Gene Ontology annotation, biological process: proteasome-mediated ubiquitin-dependent protein catabolic process; protein polyubiquitination; positive regulation of protein catabolic process. The record is from RefSeq and is a predicted model, not a curated record. The transcript is spliced from 22 exons.